This is a messenger RNA of Patiria miniata (bat star), 3331 nucleotides long. RefSeq names its product UPF0696 protein C11orf68 homolog. Lineage: Eukaryota; Metazoa; Echinodermata; Asteroidea; Valvatida; Asterinidae. The coding region runs from base 111 to 1181 and encodes 356 amino acids. The transcript has 5 exons. The record is from RefSeq and is a predicted model, not a curated record.
UUAGCAGAAUUUGGCCAUGACCUUUGGUCACCCUGGCAUGGCCUGGGAAAGUAUCGGAGAAGUGUAGGCCAGCUACUUCUUUCUAGAACUAAAAGUUUAUACAGUGAAUCAUGGAGGAGUCUGAUGAUGAUGAAGAAAUGCCUGCACUGGAAUCAAUAUUUGUUGACCUGGACCUUGAGCUGGUCAAACUACAUCCCCCAACAAACACUGGUCAAACCCAAGCAGCGGAUGAGGAAACACCGGGUCCCUGCCAGCCCUUGACUGUAGAGCAGUCGCUGGACCAUGGUUAUACUGACUCAGAACCCUUUACAACUCCUAAGGGAAAUCGGCAUGAGCAAGUGAGCAUACUGGACAAGUGGCCUGCCAAGCAGUUACCGGAACCUCCUUGUGUGAAUAAGCCACAUCUAGGAAGUCAGCCCUUACCAAGCGCUUCUGAGCAGCUCAGGUUUACACACCAACAGACAGGAUCUGCCAGGCAUCACAAAACUGCCAAGGAGCUAGCAGCUGAGGCCUUAGCUGCAGACGAAGGUGGAUGGCUUAUCUUUGAUCCCAACUUGAAGCAGGAGGCCAACCUAAAAUAUCAAGUGGAGGAGUUCCUGGCAAGGUAUCCACCAUCCAGAGUCAGAGAAGUGAAUGGAUCACCAGUCAAUUGGAUCUGUGGUAAGGCACCAAGAGGUGACAGUACUACAGAGAAUGGAAGUGACAAAGUUGGCCUCUUCCGAACUUGGGAGGACUUACUGCAGUCAGGACGACCUACUGUGACCUUUCAGGAAAUCAAAAGAAUUGCUGUUGCCCACAGAUGCUUGAGCGGCAAGUGGCUGGUGUGGAAGGAAACUGGCGUCCAUGUUGAUCUGACAUGGGAGAGGAUAUUCCGAGCGACAGUCGCUGGCCAGCUGGGGACUUCUACCAAGGUCAGCUCUGCGCUCAAUGACGGAGGUGACAACAGUCGAAGUCACCUCACCUGCGUAUACUCCAAGGACUUCACGGACAAAUCUGGGGUGUUGAAACUGGAGUCCAGGCUGCGCCAGCUAGGUAUUCGCUGUCGGCUGGCGUACAAGCCCGAUGUCUUCUCCUACCUUGGGGUCUACCGUGGCAAUGAGUGGGGACUUAAACCAACCAUUUAUACAAGUGAAUUUGAUGUUAGGAAGAAUGCUUCUGUUGUCAUUUCAGUUUAUGAAUGAUGGCCUACAAAAUGUGCAUCACUCUAUGUGGUCCUCAUUGUAUUAGGUUUAGACAGUGAAAUUGUACUUUCCGCUGACCAUAGAAGCGUUACUGAGGUGGAGCUGUGAAUUCUCAUGUGGAGGAAGUACCCAUGCACUCAGUACUCCUUUGGCAAAUAGGGUUUGCAUGGCUUUUCAAAUGAAUAAUGCCUGUGACAUGCACUUGGGUGAAACAUUCAUGUUAACCUGAUCUCAAAAUAAUACAGAUUGCCAAAUUGUGUUCAAAUGUGAUAUAUAUUUCUUUAUUUAAAUGACAAAGCUAUAUUUAAUUUUAAAUACAUGUAUUUAAUUUUUAUUAAGUAACUAUUUUUAUCUUCCGCAAUAUGUUUGACCUUAUUUCCAGAGUUUUAUUUUAAAUGAUUCACAGUUAUAUAUUAUAUUUUCCUCUUCAGUAUAUGCAUCAUGCUUGAGGCUAAAUACUACAAAACACAGUGCCUGCUGUAACAUUGCCAAAGAAGAAAUGGUCAAUAGUUCAUCCCAUUGAUUUUGUUGACAAACUAUAUUUUGUUCAUAUCUUGAAUGCGUGCAAUGAUUUUUGUUUUUCAGUCAAAUUUUUGUAAUGAUAAGCAAUUUAAAUCAAUGAUUUUGUAGAUGACAUCACAUAGGCAAUAUUCAGUCCUGCACAACGUCUUGUGAAGAAAGCAUACAAACAAUUAUUUAACUUCCAAAAAAAGUUCAGUAUGGGGAGAAAAUGUGCAGCCAUAUAUGAUACAAAUGCCAGGGCCAUUGCCGACAAAAUACUAAUAAUAUUCACUUAAUAUCUGUAUAAGGAUAUUUGAGAUAUUGCUAGGAAUUGUGAAGGGAGGUUUAUUGUACAAAAAGUACAUUGGUGAUUUGAAUGAUUCUUGUACUAAAAGAAAGCUUAUUAAUUGGGCUUUUAUAUCCUAGAAUUUAAGAGAUACCGUAGAAUUUUAUUAAGAUAUUGGUCCUGCUAUUUCCUUUUUUUACACUGACCCUGUAAACAUGUAUGUGCAGAUGACAGUGGUUGUUCCAUGAUGCCUAUUCUCCAGGAAAUAAGUUAGCCUCAUUGGUCAUGUGGUGGACACAAAUGAAGGAUACAAUUUGGUGUGGGUAGGCACUUUUGUUUUGUACCCAAACCAAAUAGCGCUCUCCUAAUUGUAUCCAUUGUAUCUCCGCAAAUACAGCUAAUUUGUAGCCCAGGUUGGACUCCGUUGUGUACAUGCAACGGAAUGCAAUGAAGACCUCGUCCAACCUGGGCUAGCUAAUUUGUAUGAAUUUUGCAUGGGUCGUGAAUCUAAUAUUUACAUCUACAUACAUUGCCUGGGUUGGGACAAGAGCUGACUUACUUUCUCUCUGAAAUGCAAUACGAGUGUGAUACGUUGGGCUUUGCAGUGAAAGCUUGGAAAUUGUAGUACUAUUGCGAUUGAAAUAAGUUGAUGAAAAGGAUGUGACCGAUUUUCAAUCUAAGAGUUCACUUACCAGGAAAGCGAUUUUUGUGAAAUUCUUUUUUGAGGGAAUCAUUAGAAAAGAUUUUGAGAAGAAAAUUAGCGAUGAUCAAAUGUAAAAUCAGUCAUUGAAAAUGUGUUUGUUGCAUUUAGACACAUCUUUAUAGUUUUUACAGUAUAUUCGUAUUGCAUUGACAUAAAUAUGGUCAUUGUUAGUUGUUUUGUAAUCAGGGUUGGCGAUUUUUUUUUAUUUAAAAAAAAAAAAAAAAAUCGGAUUUAUUAAAUCGGAUUUAAAUCAGAUUUUUUUUUUUAUUUAAAUCAGAUUUUCAAAACAAUUUUAACUUUCAAAAUAUUGAUACGUCUAAAAAUAUGUCUAAAUCUCCCCAAGCACCCUUACACCCAUCACUAAGGUGUUUACAGGUUCCUGUAAUACCCAUCAUCCACAAAACUCAAUAAAUUGAUAAAAUUGUAUUGAAUCAACUUGAUUUCAUCUACAUGUAGUCUUCAUCAUUGGUUCAAUGGUAUAUUAAUACUGAAGACACUUAAAAGGUGCAUGGCUUGAUUGAUACAGCUGGGAUACGUUGUGUGUGGAUAUGAAUGAAAAACGUGAUUUAUUGUACAUGUAUAUGGCAUAAAAAAAUAUUACAGGUCUCCAUGGGCUUGUUGGUUUCAUAAAAAUGCUUCUAAUUGCAAAACCGGCAGCAC